Echinostoma caproni is the source of this 327-nucleotide messenger RNA. The record is from the annotation of a GenBank genome assembly. NCBI's taxonomy places the organism in Eukaryota, Metazoa, Platyhelminthes, Trematoda, Plagiorchiida, Echinostomatidae.
AAUGAAACCUGGGUGAUAGAUGGACAUCGUGCAUUGCAAACACCGAUUCGAUUUACCAACGGAGAAAUAUUGCUUCUUUCGGUCGAACUGAAGGGCACACCGUACCAGCACGGAAAUGUUGGCAUGAUUGCGGCCGUGACAAUUUGUAGUCUUCUGGCACUCGCGGUACUCGUAUUCGGCGCGGUAUGCAUGUACAAACGAAGACACAAUCUAUCCUCUCCCAUGUCCCGAUUCUUUCCGCUUCGACGUCGCAUGAUGAUGAGACGGGCAUUCUGGCGCCAACAAGGAGAUGGUGUAUUGGUUGAUGAGCCCGACGGUGAAGACUAG